This is a messenger RNA of Hipposideros armiger (great roundleaf bat), 1629 nucleotides long. RefSeq names its product unc-5 family C-terminal like (gene UNC5CL). Gene Ontology annotation, molecular function: netrin receptor activity; protein binding. The coding region runs from base 58 to 1629 and encodes 523 amino acids. The transcript has 8 exons. Gene Ontology annotation, cellular component: membrane. Gene Ontology annotation, biological process: positive regulation of canonical NF-kappaB signal transduction; positive regulation of JNK cascade; netrin-activated signaling pathway. The record is from RefSeq and is a predicted model, not a curated record. NCBI's taxonomy places the organism in Eukaryota, Metazoa, Chordata, Mammalia, Chiroptera, Hipposideridae.
CUGGCAUUGGCUGGUACAGGGGUGCAGGUGAGCUGGCAGCAUCAAGUAACCAGGUGGAUGUGCUUCCAUGAGAGCUCUUUCCAACCCACCCAGUUCCUACUGCUGGUGGGGGUUCCGGUGGCGAGUGCCCUCCUUCUGGUCCAGUGCCUGCGAUGGCACCAUCGUCGCUGGCUGCUGCGGGCCUGCUGGAAGCUGGAGAGCCAAGAGGAGCCAGCAUCUGAACCCACUCCCCUACCAGAAAAUGAGUCCCCAAGGCAGUGCCCUGCGGCCACCCUGCCGGAAAUGGCUGCCUUCUACCAGGAACUGCACACGCCCACCCAGGGCCAGACCAUCACCCGUCAGCUGAUGCACAAACUGUUGGUGUUUUCGGCUCGGGAGGUGGAUCACCGUGGCGGCUGCCUGAUACUCCAGGAUACAGGCAUCUCUCUGCUCAUCCCACCAGGUGCUGUGGCUGUGGGCCGCCAGGAGCGGGUGUCACUGAUCUUGGUGUGGGACCUGUCAGAUGCCCCGUCAUUGUCCCGAGCCCAGGGGCUGGUGAGCCCCGUGGUGGCGUGUGGCCCCCAUGGGGCCUCCUUCCUGAAGCCCUGCACCCUCACGUUCAAGCACUGUGCCCAGCAGCCCAGCCAUGCCCGCACCUACAGCAGCGACACCAACCUGCUCGAUGGCAAGGCCUGGAAGCCCCUGGGGCAGUCAGGGGUCCACACUUCCCUGGACGAGUGUCGCAUCCACCUCUCCCACUUCAGCCUCUAUACCUGUGUGCUGGAGGCACCGGCGGGUUGUGAAGCUCGCAAAUGGUUGCAGCUGGCAGUGUUCUGCUCACCGCUGGCGCCAGGGCAGUCCCACUUGCAGCUGCGCGUCUACUUCCUCAACAACACGCCCUGUGCCCUGCAGUGGGCAGUGACCAAUGAGCAGCCUCACGGUGGGCGUCUGCGUGGGCCCUGCCAGCUCUUCGACUUCACUGGGGCCCGAGGGGACCAGUACCUGAAGCUGAAGUACAUCUCCGAGGGUUGGGAGAAUGUGGAUGACAGCAGUUGCCAGCUGGUUCCCCAUCUCCACAUCUGGCACGGAAAGUGCCCCUUCCGCUCCUUCUGUUUCCGGAGAAAAGCAGCCAAUGAGAACGAGGACUGCUCGGCACUAACCAACGAGAUCAUUGUCACCAUGCACACCUUCCAGGACGGCUUGGAGACCAAGUACAUGGAAAUCCUCAGAUUCCAGGCAUCAGAGGAGGCAUCUUGGGCAAUGCCACCUCCUGUCUUCCAGCCACCCGCAUGCAAUAGGUUGCCCCCUGAGCUCUUUGAGCAGCUGCAGAUGUUGUUGGAGCCAAACAGCAUCACGGGCAAUGACUGGCGUCGACUGGCCUCCCACCUGGGGCUCUGUGGCAUGAAGAUUCGAUUCAUGUCCUGCCAGCGCAGCCCGGCAGCCGCCAUCCUGGAGCUGUUUGAGGAACAGAACGGCAGCCUGCAGGAGCUGCACUCUCUCAUGACCCUCAUGGAGCGGCUGGACUGUGCCUCUGUCAUCCAGAGCUACCUGAGCGGGACACACAGCGGCAGCCUAGCCCCGGUACCAAGCGGGGGCGCCUGGGAGAACCAGGGCUCGGAGAUGGAGCUGGAGCUGGAUGAGAAGCUCUGA